Molecule: messenger RNA, 1686 nt
Organism: Cynocephalus volans (Philippine flying lemur)
Lineage: Eukaryota; Metazoa; Chordata; Mammalia; Dermoptera; Cynocephalidae
Gene: CHST15
Product: carbohydrate sulfotransferase 15
Exons: 7
Coding region: 1-1686 (561 amino acids)
Biological process (GO): hexose biosynthetic process
Molecular function (GO): N-acetylgalactosamine 4-sulfate 6-O-sulfotransferase activity
Source: RefSeq, a predicted model, not a curated record
AUGAGGCACUGCAUUAAUUGCUGCAUCCAGUUGUUACACAACGACACACACGAACAGCAGGUCGGCUGCCGCGGAGGCCCCCAUCACGGUCACCAGGUGUGCUCCACUUGCAGAGGAGAAAACAAAAUUCUGUUUCGCGUGGACAGUAAGCAGAUGAACUUGCUUGCUGUUCUUGAAGUGAGGACUGAAGGGAACGAGAACUGGGGUGGGUUUUUGCGCUUUAAGAAGGGAAAGCGAUGUAGCCUCGCCUUUGGACUGAUAAUAAUGACCCUGGUGAUGGCUUCUUACAUCCUUUCUGGGGCCCACCAAGAGCUUCUGAUCUCCUCACCUUUCCAUUACGGAGGCUUCCCCAGCUAUCCCAGCUUGAUGGAUGGCGAAAACCCAAGCGACGUGAAAAAGCAUCAUCACCAACCCUCUGUAAAUAAUAUUUCAUACGUGAAGGACUAUCCAAGCAUUAAAUUAAUUAUCAACAGCAUCACAGCCAGGAUUGACUUCACGACCAGACAGCUCCCAGACUUAGAAGACCUCAAGAAGCAGGAGUUGCACAUGUUUUCAGUAAUCCCCAGGAAAUUCCUUCCAAACAGUAAGAGCCCCUGUUGGUAUGAGGAAUUCUCAGGGAGGAACACCACCGACCCCUACCUGACAAACUCCUAUGUGCUCUACUCCAAGCGGUUCCGCUCCACCUUCGACGCCCUGCGCAAGGCCUUCUGGGGCCACCUGUCGCAUGCCAGUGGGAAGCACUUCCGCCUGCGCUGCCUGCCACAUUUCUACAUCAUCGGGCAGCCAAAGUGUGGGACCACCGACCUCUACGACCGCCUGCGGCUGCACCCAGAGGUGAAGUUCUCUGCCAUCAAGGAGCCACACUGGUGGACCCGGAAGCGGUUUGGAAUCGUUCGCCUAAGAGAUGGGCUGCGAGACCGCUACCCUGUAGAAGAUUAUCUGGAUCUCUUUGACCUGGCCGCACACCAAAUCCAUCAAGGGCUGCAGGCCCACUCUGCAAAGGAACAGAGCAAGAUGAACAUGAUCAUUAUCGGGGAGGCCAGCGCCUCGACCAUGUGGGAUAACAAUGCCUGGACCUUCUUCUAUGACAACAGCACGGAUGGGGAGCCGCCGUUUCUGACCCAGGACUUCAUCCACGCCUUUCAGCCGGACGCCAAACUGAUCGUCAUGCUCAGGGACCCCGUGGAGAGGUUGUACUCAGACUAUCUCUACUUUGCAAGUUCGAAUAAAUCUGCAGACGACUUCCAUGAAAAAGUGACAGAAGCUCUGCAGCUGUUUGAAAAUUGCAUGCUGGAUUAUUCGCUGCGCGCCUGCGUCUACAACAACACCCUGAACAACGCCAUGCCUGUGAGGCUCCAGGUGGGGCUGUAUGCCGUCUACCUUCUGGACUGGCUCACUGUUUUUAAGAAAGAACAGUUCCUCAUUCUCCGCCUGGAAGAUCAUGCUUCCAAUGUCAAGUACACCAUGCAGAAGGUCUUCCAGUUCCUGAACCUUGGGCCCUUGAGUGCGAAGCAAGAGGCCUUCAUGACAAAGAGCCCCGCGUCCAAUGCACGGCGCCCUGAGGACCGGAACCUGGGGCCCAUGUGGCCCGUCACACAGAAGAUUCUGCAGGACUUCUACGGGCCUUUCAACACCAAGCUGGCGCAGGUUCUUGCUGACGAGGCCUUUGCAUGGAAGACCACGUGA